This is a messenger RNA of Dibothriocephalus latus, 402 nucleotides long. The record is from the annotation of a GenBank genome assembly. NCBI's taxonomy places the organism in Eukaryota, Metazoa, Platyhelminthes, Cestoda, Diphyllobothriidea, Diphyllobothriidae.
AUGAUGUCCCUGUCUGGUGAUCCCCCACAACUUUUUACUCACAAUCUAAUCACCCUGAUGAAGAUGAAGGCACAGGGUCACUCAAUGAACUCCAAAAUGGGCCGCGUUUCGAAGCUUUUCCUCAAACGCUUUUCGCCCUCCAAUAAGGUUUCCAAAACAAAGGGCUGCCUAAAGGCUGCACUUGUGCGACACCCUUUCAACGGCGCCCGUUACCUUUGUGCGGCCUUUCCAAAUGAGAUUCUUGUCAUGGAGUGGUUCAAUCCCCUGGUGACCUUCAUUGAAACUAAACGCGUAAGCCCUCUUCUCUCUUUCUCUUGUUCGGUCCUUGAGGAAGCUUGUUCUUCAAAUUCCUUCGUUUUUUCUUCUUGUCAUAUAUGUUCUAUCUUUUCUCGAGUGAACUGA